Messenger RNA from Anopheles merus, 2355 nucleotides. RefSeq lists its product as uncharacterized. The coding region runs from base 197 to 2257 and encodes 686 amino acids. The transcript is spliced from 3 exons. The record is from RefSeq and is a predicted model, not a curated record. Gene Ontology annotation, biological process: negative regulation of transcription by RNA polymerase II; regulation of cell cycle process; neuron differentiation. Gene Ontology annotation, cellular component: transcription repressor complex; nucleus. NCBI's taxonomy places the organism in Eukaryota, Metazoa, Arthropoda, Insecta, Diptera, Culicidae. Gene Ontology annotation, molecular function: DNA-binding transcription repressor activity, RNA polymerase II-specific; RNA polymerase II cis-regulatory region sequence-specific DNA binding.
AGGACGCAGGCCAACAGUUGUGACUAAAGUGCAGGUGGUGCCUUGUGUGGUGUCGUUACAACUUCUAUGAGGAUUAUACAUUGUGUGCAACAGUGUUGAAUGCUUUAAAGCUCCUAACGGUUGGGAACAGUGUGGUUACGGGUUGAGCGUGAAUUUAUGCAUGUAAUGAAGUGAAACAGUACCGUACCGCGGAACGAUGAACAGCGUGGACAUUUCCAACCAGAGCCAGGGAAUCCUACUGCCUUCGUACAGUACCACACUCGACUAUCUCCAGAAGCAAUCGCACCAGCAAGACACACCGUCCGAAGUUACGGCGGUCAGCUCGCCGCCAGUGAGCUACUUCCAACAGUUCUUGUAUCCUACCGACGGCGAUCCGGCAGCCGCCGGUCGGACUCUUCUACCCCGUGCGCGGGAGUUUCCCAGUCCGCUGGAUCUUUCCUUGCGCCCCACCAAUGUUCCCAUGACGCCACCCUCGACACCGUCUCCGCCGAGAAAGCGUUUAAAAUCGUUCGACGAGUCGGCGGCCGUCAUUCCGGCCACCGUACCACGUACGCUCGAUGGCUGGCGAAGCACCAGGAACCACUUCUCGGACACCGUUUGCAUCGACGACAAACGAUACUACGCCAACACGACGCUAAGCGAACGUGCGGAUCGGACGGAAGCGUUCCAAUACUUUGACGACAGUGCGCGUUCGGUUCCGUUCAAGUAUCCUUCCGUCGAUGGUGGUGAAGCACCGGGUUCGAGGGAAGGUCCCGAUGGGUCACGAGAAAAGCCGGACGAGUUUAUUGAUGUUACUCGAGGUACCGAACGACACCCACAGCAGUUGGAAGUUGAGAAUCUGACCGAUCACGACGAACGAUCGACGCGCGAUAAGUCCGAUUCCUCAAACAUUGACGUGGAGUCGCUGGACAACGAUGAUGCGGAUAGUAAAGAAUCGAUCAACAUUGUUGACAGCGAGGAGAAAGAGAACGACGAAGCGGCCGUGCUAAACGACGGUCAACGUUACUUUGCCGACGAGCGGCUUCACCUGCAAGCGAUUGAAGGAUUCGCGCGGCUGUUCGAGCGAAGCUUCCCAUCGGCGAGCGGGUCGAAAAAGGCGCCAACCACAUCCGGCGGAUCCGGUGCACGCAGUUCAGCGUCCAAAAGUGAGCGCCGCCGGACGAAGGCCCGCCGCCAGGGGGUGAUCGACGAGGACAACACUAGCCCCGUAUCGGGCACGAUCAUCCGCAAGCUCCAGGACGGGGAAGAGCUCGUGGUGCGUAAGGGCGAUAUCGAUCCAGCGUUCAACGUGGUCGAGAUUACGGACGAGGCGAAGGAGAUCCUGUCCAAGAUUGACAACAAGAUCGGGUCCUACCUGUGCCAGCUGUGCCGUGCGCUGUACGACGAUGCGUUCGGUUUGGCGCAGCACCGUUGCUCGCGCAUCGUACACAUCGAGUACCGGUGUUCCGAGUGUGACAAAGUGUUCAACUGUCCGGCCAAUCUGGCAUCGCACAAGCGCUGGCACAAACCGCGCGGAAUGGCGACCGAUGGAAGGAAGGGGACCGGUACGAGGAAUGCUACUGCCCGCCAGGAAGAACGUGCGGUCGAGGAGGAACCGAUCGAAAUACUCGACAACUCGAACGAUAACCAUCAGCAUCAGCAGCCGGUGCCAGCAGGUGCUACUAGUGCAGCGCCGGAAGAAGAGUCGUAUCCCUGUGGCCAGUGUGGGAAAACUUUUCGCAGGCAAAGCUAUCUAAAGAAGCACGCCGCCUCACACCAGCUGGAGCCAGCGUUGCUGCGUAACAUGGAUGUACGAUCAACGGCACUGAACAGUAGCACCUUCUGUGGUCCCGCAGUCUCUUCCAGCUCCGCCACAACCGUCACUUCCCUUGGUGCUCCAUUCUCCACCGGUCAUCAUUUGUUGGCCACGCCAGGGUCUGCUGGCGGAAGCUUUGCUGCCGCGUUCGACAAGCUGACGCGCCCACUGGCAGCCCCGAGUUCCGUCGGAGCUUCGGCUCUGUUUCCCUUUGCCGCCUGUUACGGUGGUAUGGCCUCGCUGGCCAACGGGAGUGCUGUUGCUGGUGGAACGAAUGGUGCAUCCAUUGGUCCAAAUGUUUCACCUUACAGUGAGCUGGAAAAACGACGCUGGCAGUCGCUCGGUGAGCUGUACCUGCAGCAACGGGAACGGCUGUCCGCGUUCCAGUACGUCAGGCAGCAUCAGUACGAGGAUUACUUGAAAUGCUUUCAUCCAUUUCAGUUUGGCCGCGAUAAAACCUGACCCAACAUUCUGCGGCCAGUACCACGGCUGGCCGCAGCACCUCUCUGGCCAACGACGCAUUCCAAUCAACUUCCUGUGACUGCAACAACAACAUCAGC